UUACAAGAGCAUUCAUUCACCAAAGACUAAACCUUGAUCUUUUUCUAGAAUAACCGCGUGAGCCGCAAGAUCCAGAUAGUCUGUUCGAUUAUUCACGGCGCGCGGAGCGGAAAGAGACGCUAGCCGCGUACAAAAGCGCCUGGUCUCACAUCGAGGGCAGCUAUCUUACCUUAUUGGUUCAGCCAGUGGCUCGGUUGUACCGCAGUUAGGAAGGCACCGCGGCGCGUGCAGUCGGUGCAGUCAUCGUCGUAUGACGCACGUCGUGUUAUGCAAUCCGUGUGUGUUUAUUGUACGCUCAAUUUCCAGUCGUGCGUUUCGUCUUUCCUCCCACGUGCUUGCCACGCUUUCCAUUUCGGGCAGGGAUUUUCACGACGUCCACCUUGCACCCAUGAUCGGUCGUGUGUGUAUCGCCGGCCGAGCUCGGGUUUCGCAACGCGAUAGGAAAGCUCAAGACCAGAUGGAUCAUCUCUGGGAAACGCAUGGCCGUCGAUUAAGCGAGGCUGGCCUGCGCAGAGGAUCAGAUAACAGCGUGGUCCUGACCGAGGAUACGGACAGCUUCAUAAUAGGAGAUCGAGUAUGGGUCGGUGGAACGAAACCAGGCUCCAUUGCCUACAUCGGGGAGACCCAGUUCGCCCCUGGAGACUGGGCCGGAGUGGUCCUGGAUGAACCGAUUGGCAAGAACGACGGAUCCGUGGCCGGAUGCCGAUAUUUCCAAUGCGAACCGAAGAGAGGAAUCUUCUCGCGAUUGACCAGGUUGACCAGAACACCGUUGACAGACGAGGCUGCUAUCUCGAUGAUGCAGAAGACACCGACCACGCCGCCUGACAGUGCAAGAGGAAGCCUCUGCAAGUCCAUGUCUCCAUCUCUGAACGCAUCAACGACGAGUCUGUCGUCCACGAUGUCGCAGAGGGAUCUCAGGAUAGGUGACAGGGUAAUAGUAUCGUCCAGCCAAGGCAGCAAAACCGGUGUCCUCAGGUACAUCGGCACGACAGAGUUUGCAUCCGGGGAAUGGUGCGGCGUGGAACUAGACGAGCCGAUUGGGAAGAACGACGGCUCCGUCGGCGACAAGAGGUACUUCGAGUGCCGACCUAGAUACGGCCUGUUUGCACCCGUGCACAAGAUCAGCCGGUCGCCGUCCAGCAGAAGGACAGCGUGCAUGGUACACAAGCCAUCCGGCGCCGCCCUGAACACGUCCCUGAGGAAGACCGGUUCCAGAGAGUCGUUGGUCUCGGUAUCGAGCAUCAUCAGCACCACGAGCACAGCUACCAGGGCUAGUGUUGGCGCCGCGAGGAGGCCUGGUUUGCGCACGUCGACACCUGCACGAAUUACCCUGCAGGAAACAUUAAAGGAAAAGCAACAGGAAAUAGAGAUUCUGCGAAGAGAAAGAGAUUUAGAACGUGAGCGAAUUACGAAAGCCGCAAAUCAAGCAGAUCAGGCAGAACAAUCGUUCAUCUCGAUAGUAAAGGAAUAUGAGCAGUAUCGAGAGAAAAUGCAGAAGACAGUUACCGAAGCGGAGGUUGCUUUCUCAAAAUUACUCGAAGAGAAAAAUGCACUUGCUUUGCAACUGGAAGAGGAGAAGAGGAAGUGCGAAGAUCUCCUGUUUCGUUUUGAAGAAGAAUCAGUUAACAAGGACGACAUUCAGAAAGAGAGAAGUGAGCAAUGUGUAAUAAAUACUGAGUAUGAAAACAGGAUCAAAGAUCUCGAAAAGCAAUUAAUGGAGGAAAGAGAACGUGUUGCGCAACUCGAACAUGAUAGCAUAAAAUUAUUCGAAACUGAAGAGGAACUGGCACGUCUUCAUAAUGAAGUCUCUAAUGCUGCUACUCAAGAAAAACAUCAACUUGAAGAUUUAUUGAGCCAAAAUAAAAUUUUGGAGGAAAGCAAAAAUAAUCUUGAAAAAGAGGUACAAGAGAAAGGAAUGCUUAUGGAACAAUAUAUAACUCAAAUAAAAGAACUGGAAUUAAAACUAAACGAAAAUCAGCAAGAAAGGGAAAAUCGUAAAGAAUCAGAAAUUAGUUUACAAACUGAAAUAAACCAUGCAAUGAAAGAUUUACAGGAGAAGAAUAUAUUGAUAGAGGACAUGAAAAAAGAAUUUGAAAACAGUACAAAUGCUUUGAAAGAGCAGUUACAAAAGACAGCAGAAAUGAUAGAAAAUACACAAAAAGAAAGUACAACUGAAAAAGAAUUAUUAAUAUCUAAGUAUGAAAAGAUGGUUGAAGAAAAAGAAAAUCUUUUGAAAAUAAAGAUGGAAGAAGUAGAGUUAGAAUCAAAAAAGCAGUUAGAAAUACAAAAUGUUGCUUUUGAGAAUCUCAAGAGUGAAAAUAUAGAGCAAAUUAAUAAACUUUCGGAGUCUUUUGAUGAACAGCUAAAGGUAAAAAAUACAAAGAUUGAAGAAGUUUCUGUUCAACUUCAACAAAAGGCAUCUGAAAUUGAAAAACUGAUGGCUGAAUUAUCCACACAAAUUGAUAUAAGUAAAAAGAAAGACGAAGAAUUAUCCGUCGCUUUAAAGAAACUCGAAGAAGUAAACGAAAAACUCAAAUUAAUGGAAGAAAAGAAUGUCUUACUUUCUGAGCAGAUACAAAAUUAUCAAACAAAGGCUAAGGACAGUCUCAAAAUAGUUCAGGAGAAGGAAAAAUUAGAGCACGACAUUGCUUCGUUAAUGGCUACUGAGACUAAUUCUUCUGCACAAUUGAGAAAAUUAAGUAAAGAGUUGGAAGUGAAAGAAAAAGAAUUGUCAGAACUUCGUACAUCAACGGCAGCUGAAAUAGAAGAAUUAACGAAACGUUAUCAAGACCAGAUUGAAGAGAAAGCAAAAUGUAUAGAAGAAGCAAAUGCUUAUAUAUCUCAGAAAUCUUUACUGCUUAAUAAAUUGGAAAAUGAUGUACUGGAACUGAAAUCAAUUCUUGCAAAUAAAGAUGAAGAAAUAAAAAAUCUUACACAAAAGACUUUAGAAUUACAAGAUGCUCUUGCGUUAGUGGAGCAAAGUAAAAUAAAUCUAGAGAAUGAUCUUCGUGGGUUUGAAAGUAACACAGAAAAAUUAAAUCAACAAGUUGCUGGAACAGAAAAUAAAUUGUUGCAAGUUACUGCUCAAAAAGAAAAAUUGGAAAUGGAUAUUGCCAAUCUAAUAAGUAGUUCCGCUAAUUCGUCGGAGCAGCUUAUGAAAUAUAACGAGGAUUUACGAAUGAAAGAAAAGGAACUCGAUGAAUUUAAAGAUAAAAUAUUCAAAAGUGAAUCUAUGCUGAAAUCAUUAGAAUCAAAAUUGAAUAAUACAGAAGUGGAAUUGAACAAAGCUAAUACACUAGUUCAUGAACAACGUUCAGAAUUAGAAAGUAGUACAUCUGAAUUAGAAAAAGAAAAAAAAAUAAAUACAGAAUUAUCUUUAAAAAUAAAGGAAUUUGAAACAAAAAAUAUGGAACUUGAAGAACAAAUAAAAGAAAAUGUCUCUAUUAAAGAAGAACUUAAAGACAAGUCUCAGGAAUCAUUAAAGCUUUUAAGUGAAUCAAAAAAUUACAAAGAAGAGAUAUUUAAUUUACAAAAACAGUGUGAAGCUUUACAAAAUUCAAAUAAAGAGCAAAUAUCUUUUCUUGAAAAAGAGAUUAGUGACUUAAAAACGCAAUUAAUUACUUCUCAAGAAGAAAUAAAGACUUUACAAAAAAUAAAAUCUAAAUUAGAAGCAGAUCAAAGCGGUAAUCGCUGGACAAUUGAAGAAUUGACAGAGAAACUCGAAGUCGAAGUAACAAAUCGAUCGAAGUUAGAAUCACUAAUAGCAGAAAAAGAUUCUAAUCUACUUGAACUACAAAGUAUCCAUGAAAAGUUACAAAAAUCGAUCGAGGUUUCUGUAGCUAGUGAGGAAGCUACUAAUAAAAAUCUCACAACAUUAUUAAAUACUAAGUCCUAUGAAUUAAAAGAAUUAGAAGACAAACUAAUUGCUGCUACUGAAAUGAUUAAACUUAAAGAAGAUGCACUUAUCCAAAUGAGAAAGGAAGCUGAACAAACUGAUUCACAAAUUGUGAAACUCAAUGAUACUGUUGUAUCUAUACAAAAGGAACAAACCGAUAAAGAAAUGGAAUUAAAAAGAAUACAAGAGACGCUAGUAGAAAAAGAAAGAGAAAUAUCUAAUGCUAUAGAAAGAAAGAUUUCUUUAGAAAAUAAUGUAAAAGUUUUAGAAUCAAAAUUAGAGGAAAAUGUGAAAACUUUAGAAUCACAAUUGAAAACUGUACAAGACGAAUUAGAUAUAAAAACGAAUAUGCUUCAAGAGAUGGAACAUAUGAUGAAAGAAUUGAAAAGUUCCAAAGAAGAAUCCGUAAUGAAACUACAAAGCACUUUAGAAUGUGAAAUCAAAGCUAAACAAUCUGAGCUUGUAUCUGUAAUGCAGAAAAAUUCUGAAUUAGAAAGGAAGCAACAAUCGCUUCAAAACACGGUAGAGGAACAAGUUAAUAAUUUGAAUAAUAAAGAAAUAACAAUCAAUAAAUUGAUAGCCCAAAUUGAGGCCAUAGAAGAUGCACAAACGAAGAAAUUAAAAAUGGAUGAACAAGCGCAAAAUGAGGAAAUUAAACUUAUGCAAAGUAAAUUAAAUGAGAAAAUUAAAGAAAACAGAAAUUUAGUUGACACUAAAGAAUCUCUUGAAAAAUUACUAAAGGAACAGGAACAAAAAAUUGAAAUGCUGACAAAUACUAUAAAAACAAAAGAAAAAGAAACUGAAAGAAAUAUUCAAAAUUUAGUAGAAAAAUUAAAUCUUAUAUCCACGGAAUCUGCACAAUUAAAAGAAGCACAAAAUAAUUUGGAAAAGGAAAAUAAACAGAUUACCGCUAAAUGGACGGAAGCAACGAAUGAGUUAAAACUAACUCGUGAAAACAUAAAGAAUAAUUAUGAUGCAGCUGGAGGUGAUAUGAAACAACAUAUAGUUGAUAAGGAUAUUGAUAUCUUAAAAUUAAAAGAAGAAAAUGAAACAGCAAAAAGCCAAAUAGAUUUUUUAAAUUCCGUAAUAGUGGAUAUGCAACGUAAAAACGAAGCCUUACUAUGUAAAGUCGAAGUUCUGGAAAUGGGAAUACCUGCCAAUGAAGCUGAUGAGUAUACUCAAUCCACAUUAGAUAAACGUAAAAAAAUGACUGCGCCACGUAUGUUCUGUGAUAUUUGUGAUCAAUUUGAUUUACAUGAAACGGAAGAUUGUCCACGACAAGCUCAAGACUUCUUAGAUAUGGAAAAGGUCGUAAAAACUCCGAAAAAAGUACCGGUAGAAAGACCAUACUGUAAAAACUGUGAAAUGUUUGGACAUGACACUCUUGAUUGCGAUGAUGCUGAAACGUUUUAGUGAUAUGUUAUCAUUUGUAGACUUAAAUCACUGCUUUUCAAAGAUCCUAGAUACAAAAGAAAAGACCUGUUGAAAUUUUUUCAGAGUAUAGUUUUAUAUGAAACGAUUUAAUGCUACAAUUAUGUGCGUGUCUUCCUGCAUAAGGAUAUGCGUGUCCAUCCAAAAAUCAUCGUUAAUUCGAUGAUAUUCGUACUCCUCAUGUUAAAUUUAUAGUUUAAAAGUCUAUGUAUGUUCACCAAAAUGUUUUUAUGUGUAUAUUUAUUGAGCUUCCACGUGAUUUUUGAAGUACAAAGCCAUAUAACAGUUCUAUUAGGAACCAGAAUUACAACUAAGUUAUUUUAUGAUACAUUGCUGAAUUGUAUUAUAGAACAGGAGCAUAGUUUAUUUGCGUACUGAACAGUCAAACGCAUACCAUACGAGACUUAAAGUCAAAUGUAAUUAUGUACAUAAUAGCUAUUUAUGUCAACCUGUAAAUGUAUUUAAUAAUUUAUUUAGUGCUGAAGAACGUCGCACAUUCAGUAAUAGUUCCUUUAAUUGAACUCAACAA
Messenger RNA from Eufriesea mexicana, 5855 nucleotides. It is a transcript of the gene CLIP-190, whose product is annotated as Cytoplasmic linker protein 190. The transcript has 21 exons. Bases 251 to 5308 code for a protein of 1685 amino acids. Gene Ontology annotation, cellular component: nucleus; microtubule plus-end; cell cortex. Gene Ontology annotation, molecular function: microtubule plus-end binding. The record is from RefSeq and is a predicted model, not a curated record. NCBI's taxonomy places the organism in Eukaryota, Metazoa, Arthropoda, Insecta, Hymenoptera, Apidae. Gene Ontology annotation, biological process: cytoplasmic microtubule organization.